AUGGCCGGAGAAGGAGAUGGAGAAAUCCACCCAUUCCUACCCCUCACACAAUUCGUUGAACCUUUCACAGGCCCCGCUGCUCCCUGGGAUAGAUCCAGACCUCCCAUAGCAGGCAGUGCCCUGUCAGAUCCAGAGAGAGGGAAAGGUUCCAAACUCGACGACGAAGCCGCUGCUGGAGUCAGCGUAGCUGAAAUCAGCACAGCCGUCGCAGACACAGGCAAUCCCAACGAUAAAGGCACCGACAUGGCCUUCUCAUCUGCAGUCUCCAUCUCCAUCAACACCCCUGUCCUGAUUGAGCAGCACCUCAACUGUUCCAUCUGUCUGGGCCUGUUUAAGGACCCGGUCACCACCCCCUGUGGCCACACCUUCUGCCAGACCUGCCUGGAAUGCAACCUCCACUUCAAUGACCUCAUAUGCCCCGUCUGCAAGGAGCAUCUGAGGAGGAACCCACAGGUGAACAUCAUCCUCAGUACUCUCAUUCAGGAGUUGAAGAAGGCCCAGGAGAGGAAGCCAGGGGAGUAUUCUGGAGCUCCAGGUGAGGUGGCCUGUGACGUCUGCACUGAGAGGAAGCUCAAGGCCCAAAAGUCCUGUCUGGUGUGUCUGGCCUCAUACUGCGAGACUCACCUGGGCCCCCACACCUCAGCAGGCAGGCUGAAGGGCCACAGGCUGGUGGCCCCUGUGAAGGACCUGGAUGGGAGGGCGUGUCUGACCCACGGUCGUCCCCUGGAGCUGUACAGCAGGGCAGAGGGGCGCUGUGUCUGUGCCCUCUGCGUGGAGGAGGGUCACGAGGUCAUCUCCGUGGAAAUGGAGUGGGACAGGAAGAAGGGUAAACUGGGGAGCUCCAAGGCUGAUAUGCAGGAGAGAAUCCUGGAGAGGGAGAGAAAGGUGGAGGAGAUCAGGGUGUCUGUGGAGCAGUGCAAGGCCCACGUGGACAGGGAGAGGAGGGAGAUUGACUCUGUGUUCAAAGCAGUGAUAGCAGCUGUAGAGGAGACCCAUCUAGAUGCUCUCAGGCCCAUGGAGGAGAGGCAGGAGGAGGUGGAGAGAGAGGCAGGAGAACUCACCCAGGAGCUGAAGAGAGAGAUCAGAGAACUGAAAGAAACAAUUGGUCAAUUGGAGGAUGUUGCUGACCUCAAGGAUCACAUUCACUUCCUGCAGACUUUCCCAUCCCUGUCGGGGCUGUGUGAUGGCAGAGACUGGACUGAGGCCUCCAUUGAUACUACACUCUCCUUUGGCACCAUGAGAAGCAGCUGGUCGACCAUGACGGAGAGAAUCAAGCACGAGCUGGAGAAGCUCUCCUCAGUUGUUGAUGUGACAUUGGACCCGGACACAGCAAACACACAGCUGAUUCUAUCUGAGGACGGGAAAGAAGUGAGAGAUGGAGGGAAGAUACAGGACCUCCCUGACUGUCCACAUCGCUUCGAUCACUUCGGCAGCGUCCUAGGACACAACAAGCUAACCUCUGGGAGAUCAUACUGGGAGGUGGAUGUCGGGAACAAGACGGGUUGGGAUCUGGGAAUUGCAAGAGGAGAUGCCAACAGGAAGGGGAAGCUCUCUGUGAAUCCUACUAACGGUUACUGGGCUAUAGUGAAUUAUAAUGGUGCCAAAUACGGAGCCUUGGGGGACCCGCCUUUUCUGUUGUCACUGAGAGAAAAGCCCCAGAAGGUGGGGGUGUUUGUGGAUUAUGAGGAGGGGUUGGUGUCUUUUUAUGAUGUGGAGGCUAAGGCUCACAUACAUUCUUUCACUGGGUAUUCCUUUAUUGGGGAAAUAUAUCCAUAUCUCAGCCCACAUCUUCUGAAUGGGGAGGAGAACUCAGACCCACUGGUCAUCACCAAAACAGGGUGAUGUCACGCAUUGCUCAGCCUUAUAGGAGAAAGACAUUCACUUCAGGUUAGGAUUAGGGCUACAGCUAGAGUUAGGGUCGGGUUAGGGCUGUGGCGGUCACAAAAUGUUGUCAGCCGAUGAUUGUCAAGCAAAUAACUGUCGGUGUCAAGGUAGUUGACUGUUAAUUAACAUAAACACAUUUAGCAUCUCCUGGCUUCCACACAUACAAGCCACUGGUGCAGACCUUUGGAACGUUAACAUUUGAAAAAGUCUAAUAUGUCCAUGUAAUAUAGCCUACAAAUUCACAAUAAAUCCAUUAUUUAUUUUAGACAGGUCUAAAGAAGCAUGAUAUUAAGAAAAUGUAGUCUAUUUCAGAAGAACAGAAAAGCAUACUUUGAGAUGUCCUUAUUUUAGGUCCUGAUCUGGCUAUGCCAAAUGGCUGUGGGCUACACUAGUUAAUUUAGCAGACAUGAUUUGCUUAGAAUUUCGUUGCAUUAUUGUAUGAAGAAUAAAAUUGAACAAAGCUGAAUAAAAUAGAAAGGAUAUUUUCUCCAAUAGAUUUGAGGAAGUGCGCACAUGUGGCUAUUUUAGGUUUAGCGGUUAACAAAGAAAUAGGUAUUCCUAUAUGCUUAAGAGUUAUUCAUGUAACUUUAAUUGUUAUACAAACGUUGGGGCUAUAUGUUUAGAUGUCUAAUACAUUGUAAGGCUGCAUGAUGCGACUCUAAUGAUGAUUUGAAAAAAGUUGCU
Molecule: messenger RNA, 2568 nt
Organism: Salvelinus namaycush (lake trout)
Lineage: Eukaryota; Metazoa; Chordata; Actinopteri; Salmoniformes; Salmonidae
Product: E3 ubiquitin-protein ligase TRIM39-like
Exons: 8
Coding region: 1-1842 (613 amino acids)
Molecular function (GO): protein binding
Source: RefSeq, a predicted model, not a curated record